Molecule: messenger RNA, 843 nt
Organism: Linderina pennispora
Lineage: Eukaryota; Fungi; Kickxellomycota; Kickxellomycetes; Kickxellales; Kickxellaceae
Product: TBC-domain-containing protein
Exons: 3
Coding region: 1-843 (280 amino acids)
Biological process (GO): activation of GTPase activity
Molecular function (GO): GTPase activator activity
Source: RefSeq, a predicted model, not a curated record
AUGCGGGCGGUGCGGGUGCUGGUGGUGAGCAACGGCGGGCUGCCGGCGGUAGACCAGCAGGCGCGUGGGCGGCUGUGGCUGGCGAUGCUGGAGGUGCGGGCGACGGGUGUCGAGGGCUACGAGCGAGCGCUGGGGCUGUGCCCGUCGGCGUGUGCGGGUAAAAUCAACAACGACGCGUUCCGCACGCUGGCAGGCGACAGCGAGUUCCGCAAGACCGUCACCACUGAGUCGGUGGUCCGGGUGCUGAAUGCGCUGCUGAGCGCCCCGGAUCGGUCAGCCAGCGAUCCCCCGCGGUAUGUGCAGGGCAUGAACACACUAUUGGCACCGUUCCUGUAUGUGAUGGACGAGAGCGCUGCGUUCUAUGCGUUCCGCCAGUUUCUUCGCAACGAGUGUCCGCUUUACGCGCGGCCGUCGCUGCCGGGCGUCCAUGCGUGUGUGCAGCUGGUGGACGAGUGCCUGGCGUUUGUGGACCCACAGCUGUACUCGCAUCUGCGGCGACACGGCGCAGUGGCCAAAAUCUACGCGUUCCCAGCAGCGAUGACGCUGAGCGCCAAUGUGGGUCCGCUGCGCCAGGUCGUGCGGCUGUGGGACUUUCUGCUGGCGUUCGGUGUGCAUCUGAACGUGGUCUGCAUCGUGGCCCAGCUGCUGUCGAUGCGUGAGCUCCUGGCCACGACGACCUCGCCGAUGCUGUUCCUGCGGUCGUUUCCGCCGCUGCGGGCUGCGAGUGUGAUCCGCCGCACGCGCGAGCUGUACGAGCUUCUGCCGGAGCCGCUGCGGCGCCGCAUCAAGCGCCAUGCCCACGACCCGGCGCUGGCCGAGCUUCUGGCCGGAGCCCCGCCGUAA